This is a messenger RNA of Lineus longissimus, 684 nucleotides long. Its product is annotated as dual specificity protein kinase shkC-like. Gene Ontology annotation, biological process: protein phosphorylation. Gene Ontology annotation, molecular function: protein serine/threonine kinase activity; ATP binding. Lineage: Eukaryota; Metazoa; Nemertea; Pilidiophora; Heteronemertea; Lineidae. The coding region runs from base 1 to 684 and encodes 227 amino acids. The transcript has a single exon. The record is from RefSeq and is a predicted model, not a curated record.
AUGAUUGAUGGAGAGGCUAAAAUAAACGCUCGCAUCCGGCAUCCGAAUGUCGUUCAGUUUCUCGGAGUUGCGAAGGAACCAGGCCGCAUUUACAUCGUGAGCGAGCUAGUUGAUGGUUGCAAUAUGGAGGAUGCAAUUUUCGAUGAAGAAAGAAAGAGGGAAAUGGGGAUAGGUCACGUGGAUAAGUUGUUUGUUGCAAAGCAGUGUGUCCAAGCAGUAGCAGCUUAUCUUCACACAUUAGUUCCGCCGGUUAUCCACAAGGAUAUCAAACCUGCCAAUGUUUCGAUCAGGAAGAACUGCUUCACUACGAAGCUUUGUGACUUAGGUAUAAGUAAAGUAAAAUCUCUUACUGCGGCAAAUACUGCCUGUGCAGGAAAUCCUGGCGGCACCCCGGCUUACAUUGCACCAGAGUGCCUCUUGGCCGGUAAGAAGGCAACAGCAGCGACGGAUAUCAGGUCACUGGCAAUAACGCUGAUCGAAUUUUUCAUUGAGGAAGACGCAUGGUCCGUUGAUGAUGAAGUUGAUGCUGUUUUAGCAAUACAGAGAAGAAUGAAGAAUGAAGAAAUUCCUCAUAUUCCCUCGGCAACUCAAUGUUCGGACCAGAUAAGAAAGACCAUUACUAUGUGUGUGCAUUACAACCCUGGUGUCCGACCUUGUGCUGUAGAUUUCAUGAAAGCUUUUUGA